Molecule: messenger RNA, 1151 nt
Organism: Phasianus colchicus (ring-necked pheasant)
Lineage: Eukaryota; Metazoa; Chordata; Aves; Galliformes; Phasianidae
Gene: EIF1
Product: eukaryotic translation initiation factor 1
Biological process (GO): translational initiation
Molecular function (GO): translation initiation factor activity
Source: RefSeq, a predicted model, not a curated record
UCAGCCGCUCGCGCCGCCGCCGCCACCCGCCGCGUCGCCGCCUCCGCCGCCGCCCGCCGCCGCCGCCUCGCCGAGGGAAGGGAAGCGUAUCGUAUGUCCGCUAUCCAGAACCUCCAACCCUUCGACCCCUUUGCUGAUGCAAGUAAGGGUGAUGACCUGCUUCCUGCCGGCACUGAGGACUACAUCCAUAUAAGGAUCCAGCAGCGGAACGGCAGGAAGACCCUCACCACUGUCCAGGGCAUCGCGGAUGAUUACGAUAAAAAGAAACUGGUGAAGGCGUUCAAGAAGAAAUUUGCCUGCAAUGGUACUGUGAUCGAGCACCCUGAGUAUGGAGAAGUGAUUCAGCUGCAGGGCGACCAGCGCAAGAACAUCUGCCAGUUCCUCGUCGAGAUUGGACUGGCCAAAGACGACCAGCUGAAAGUCCAUGGGUUUUAAGUGCCCAUGGGCCACUGAAGCUUUAUGCAAGAAGAUUUCCUUACAAUGAGAUUCCCAUCUGUCCCUUGUCAUAAGUUUAAAACCAGUCGGUUUGUGUAAUGUAACAUUCUUGGGUCCACUGUUCAGUCUGGACUGGUGUAAUUCAGUGAUGUAAUAAACUGACAAGAGCCCAUGCUAUCUCGUCUUGCUGUCCCUCAUUUAACAGAGGUAAUUUGGGCGUUUAGCUUCAGGCUGGAUAACGCCACAAGUGCCCGGCUGCUCCCCACUGAGCCCAGGGACUGCCCCCAUCUCUGCCCCCCCAGUGGCCCUCUCGUUUCCAUGGGCAAUGACCAUGGUGGCCCUGCAGCAAGGUGCCGAGCUGCGGCACGGCCGGGGCAGACAGGACCCUCUCUGUAGGCUGCCUCAUUCCUGGUGGUAGAGGGAUCUGGGGAAGCUGAGUAGGAGUGACCUCAAGGCUGGAUGUCUGCAAUCCUGGCCUGGCAGGUGCUGAUGUCACGCAAGGCCAAAGAGUGUGGGCUGCUGUACCUGAAGGAACCAUCGCCCUGGCUUAAACUUCUGACAAGGGAUCAAUUUUGGACUAAUGUAACAAGUAUCAUUGUAAAUAGAGCCGCAGAGCUUACGUGUUACUAGCAACUGCUGCCUAAUGCCCUGUGAAGUAACAGAUUUUUGGUUUCAUUUUUAAUGUUUUAUGUAAUGUAUUUAAAGUCUUAUUUAAA